AUGGCUUUGCAGACACAGGGAUCUGAGAGGGCGUCCGGCGUUUCAAAAAUCAACAUAUUGACCUUGAAUUGCUGGGGACUGAAGUACAUCUCGAAAUACAGGAAAGAGCGGCUAUCCGAAAUAGGCAAUCGCCUGGCGACCUAUACUCCUCAACUCGAUAUUGUCGGUCUGCAAGAAUGCUGGACGUAUCACGACUAUCUGUCGAUCCGAGACAGCACCCGGUCUAUACUUCCAUAUGCAAAGUUCUAUCAUUCAGGUAUCUUCGGCGGCGGGCUGGCUAUCCUCAGUCGCUGGCCAAUCAAAGAAUCCUCCAUGCACAAGUAUCCUCUGAAUGGUCGACCCCAGGCUUUCUUUCGAGGUGACUGGUUUGUUGGCAAGGGUGUGGCAUGUGCAACGAUUGGAUUGCCCGGCGGUGUCAACAUUGAAGUGUUUAAUACUCAUUUGCAUGCCCCUUACGAGAGAGAGCCGAACGACAGCUACAUCUGCCACCGUACGGCGCAGGCCUGGGAAAUAGCUAAGCUCAUGCGCGCCGCGUCGGAUCGAGGUAGCUUGGUCAUUGGUCUUGGAGACUUCAACAUGGUCCCAUUGAGCUUCGCGCAUGUCCUUGUGGAGAGCAGAGCGGGCGUGCAAGAUGUCUGGCGAGCGAUGAAACCUGCAAGCAGUAUUGGUGCCAGUAUCGACCCACCUGAGCAGGAGCGGCGGAAGCGCAUGAAUGAAGAAGAGACUCCGACCGUGGAAACUAGCCUUCAAGAACAUGGCCACACAUGCGAUUCAGUCUUGAACACAUGGCGGUGGGACAAGGCCCAUCAGAAACAAUUGGCACAGGGUCAUGAUCGCAAAGUGUUAGCAUCCGACUUGGAUCCUAAGGCCAAGCGUCUGGAUUAUAUCUUUUUCAGUGGGCUAGGCCAUGGGUGGAAAGUCGCUGAUGUGAAAGUUGCGCUUACCGAAAGGCAUCCGACCCUACUAUGCUCACUCAGCGACCACUUUGCAGUGCAGGCGACCGUUGAGAGAAGUAACACGAAACCGUCGAUGAUUGCCAAGGUCGAAGCUCAUGCGGCUUUGAACGACUCAGACACCCAAGACCCCAGCCUAGAGGUAGCGGGUUUCGACGACAAGGACUUUGAUAGGGCCAUCUCUGCCGUUCCAACGCAGGGGCGAGUCAGCCAGGACUUCUACAAGGACAUUCUUCGCAUGGUUGAAAAGUACAAACUGCGAGAACGCCGACAACGGCGGUACGGUGUCCUGCACUUUGUCGGCGCGUCAUUGACCUCGAUCGGAUGCUUCGUGGCGGUGUGGUGGUCACCCAGGAAUUAUGUGGCCUUUAUACUUGUCUUACUGAGCACCUUUGGUAUCAUGGCUGGGACGCUGCACGGUCUAAUUGGGGGCUUCUUUGUUGGAACGGAGCUGCGAGCCCUUGCCGAGUUGGAAUGGGAGGUGCGUAAUGCGCUGUGUCUUGCAGGUGGUCCAGCCGUGGACGAUCGAUCGCUGGCGCUCAAAGAUUGGUACGAUUGA
This is a messenger RNA of Cladophialophora yegresii CBS 114405, 1512 nucleotides long. RefSeq lists its product as uncharacterized. Bases 1 to 1512 code for a protein of 503 amino acids. Gene Ontology annotation, cellular component: cytoplasm. Gene Ontology annotation, molecular function: sphingomyelin phosphodiesterase activity. The record is from RefSeq and is a predicted model, not a curated record. Lineage: Eukaryota; Fungi; Ascomycota; Eurotiomycetes; Chaetothyriales; Herpotrichiellaceae. The transcript has a single exon.